Pelobates cultripes (western spadefoot toad) is the source of this 11254-nucleotide messenger RNA. NCBI's taxonomy places the organism in Eukaryota, Metazoa, Chordata, Amphibia, Anura, Pelobatidae. The record is from the annotation of a GenBank genome assembly.
AUCAUCUUGGCUCGAGCCGCCAUGUUUAUUGCGGGCACCACCAAGAGACAUUGAGAAAAGCUGUGAACUCCAGUGUCAUUCAGAUAGAGGCUGGCUCACACACCGAUGGAGUCACAGGGCCCCCGGUUAGAUGUGGGGCCCCCAGGAAACCCAGUCCCCGGGAGAUGUAGUUACUUUGUGCAGAGGAAGAGGAGGUUCUGUAAGAUGGUUGUGUCCGAGGGGAAGAGAUUAUGUGGGGAACAUGCCCAGCAUGGGGAGGUAUGGAAUACAUUUACUCACACACAUUGAUAUAAAACAUAAACAGGAGAGAUGGAAACUAAGUGUGUAGAUGCAGUGGUUAUGGUGGUGGGAGUCCUGGUCAAUGAAAAGUUCUGCUUUACAAUAUAACAUUAUAGCAAAACUUUCACUUCUCUUGUUCUUAUAACAACUUCAACUCAUUGAAAUUGUUAGGGGGCUGGAGGGUCCCCAGCAUUGUCUUACCUUCAGAGGGGCUGGAGGGUCCCCAGCAUUGUCUUACCUUCAGAGGGGCUGGAGGGUCCCCAGCAUUGCCUUACCUUCAGAGGGGCUGGAGGGUCCCCAGCAUUGCCUUACCUUCAGAGGGGCUGGAGGGUCCCCAGCAUUGCCUUACCUUCAGAGGGGCUGGAGGGUCCCCAGCAUUGUCUUACCUUCAGAGGGGCUGGAGGGUCCCCAGCAUUGUCUUACCUUCAGAGGGGCUGGAGGGUCCCCAGCAUUGUCUUACCUUCAGAGGGGCUGGAGGGUCCCCAGCAUUGUCUUACCUUCAGAGGGGCUGGAGGGUCCCCAGCAUUGUCUUACCUUCAGAGGGGCUGGAGGGUCCCCAGCAUUGUCUUACCUUCAGAGGGGCUGGAGGGUCCCCAGCAUUGCCUUACCUUCAGAGGGGCUGGAGGGUCCCCAGCAUUGCCUUACCUUCAGAGGGGCUGGAGGGUCCCCAGCAUUGCCUUACCUUCAGAGGGGCUGGAGGGUCCCCAGCAUUGUCUUACCUUCAGAGGGGCUGCAGGGUCCCCAGCAUUGUCUUACCUUCAGAGGGGCUGCAGGGUCCCCAGCAUUGUCUUACCUUCAGAGGGGCUGGAGGGUCCCCAGCAUUGCCUUGCCUUCAGAGGGGCUGGAGGGUCCCCAGCAUUGUCUUGCCUUCAGAGGGGCUGGAGGGUCCCCAGCAUUGUCUUACCUUCAGAGGGGAUGGAGGGUCCCCAGCAUUGUCUUACCUUCAGAGGGGCUGCAGGGUCCCCAGCAUUGUCUUACCUUCAGAGGGGCUGCAGGGUCCCCAGCAUUGUCUUACCUUCAGAGGGGCUGCAGGGUCCCCAGCAUUGUCUUACCUUCAGAGGGGCUGGAGGGUCCCGAGCAUUGUCAUACCUUCAGAGGGGCUGGAGGGUGCCCAGCAUUGUCUUACCUUCAGAGGGGCUGGAGGGUCCCCAGCAUUGUCUUACCUUCAGAGGGGCUGGAGGGUCCCCAGCAUUGUCUUACCUUCAGAGGGGCUGGAGGGUCCCCAGCAUUGUCUUACCUUCAGAGGGGCUGGAGGGUCCCCAGCAUUGUCUUACCUUCAGAGGGGCUGGAGGGUCCCCAGCAUUGUCUUUCCUUCAGAGGGGCUGGAGGGUCCCGAGCAUUGUCUUACCUUCAGAGGGGCUGGAGGGUCCCGAGCAUUGUCUUACCUUCAGAGGGGCUGGAGGGUCCCGAGCAUUGUCUUACCUUCAGAGGGGCUGGAGGGUCCCAGCACGGUCUUACCUUCAGGGGUUGAACUACUUUUCAGCGGUUCAACCCGAGAUUUGGUCCUCCAGUGUCCAACGUUGCAACUUCCUACCAGCCCCCAUCGUAUGAGAAAGGUUUGUCCAGCUGAGUACGUACAAGCUCUACCAUGGUGUAUACAAGGGACUUUGCUAGGGAAUCCAUACUUGAGACUAGCACAACAUUACUUCAGAAUUAAAAAUUAAAACAAACGGGUAGGAAUGUUUGGUACAUAGUAUAAUCAUGUGUACUUUUAUUCCAGGAACAAAACAGUCGGAAGCGUAUCCCUUGCCCUUUGGAUCCCAAGCAGUAAGUUACUAAGCUUUAACUACUUUUGAUUAAUAUAUUUUAGCUGUAAAUCUUACCUUCCCCCUCCCCCUCCCAUUGUGUUUUUUUUGUUUUUUUUAAUAUAGCACAGUGUAUGAGGAUCAGCUCCAAAAACACCUUAAAAAAUGUAACUCCAGAGAGAAACCACUGCCGGUAUGUAGUAUGUCAUACGUCUGUUAAUGAAUGCAAUUCACCCAAAACACAGUAGCCAUUUCCCUACUAAUUGUUUUCAGUUUUAUGUGAUCUCUAAAGGUUUUGCUGAUAAAUCUGUUAUAAUUAGGGUACCUGCUGUAAAUUGUCUUGCAUUUGGGUCUAUAAACUGAACACGAAAUUGUAGUGAAUGGAAAAUUUCAUUAAAAAAAAAAAAAAAAAGGCUAAAAUAGCCUAGCUGUGUCUAUAACCUAGAUGGUUAUUUUUUUUACCAAAUGUAAUGACUUUUUUUUUUUUUUAACCAAAUAAGAUGCUUUCAUUUUUGUGCUUUAAAAAUUCUUUAAAUUCUUUAAAUUAAUUAGUACUGUCUUCUAGGAGUGUUGAUCUUUUGGUUGAUUUAAAAUUCAUCCAGGGUCAACUUUGGUAAUUUUAACAUGCUUUUUAGGUGUUUUAUAUGCACAAUGUGAACGCUGGAUCACUUGAUAGAGUCUCGUGUGAAGAGCAGGUAUGAACAAAGUGUUUUCUUAUAAUUUGGGUAGAAUGUGACGGCAGAUAAGAACCAUUCGUCCCAUCUAGUCUGCCCAAUUUUUUAAAUAUGUUCAUUAGUCCCUAGCCUUAUCUUAUAGUUAGGAUAGCCUUAUGCCUAUCCCACGCAUGCUUAAACUCCUUUACUGUGUUAACCUCUACCACUUCGGCUGGAAGGCUAUUCCAUGCAUCCACUACCCUCUCAGUAAAGUAAUACUUCCUGAUAUUAUUUUUAAACCUUUUCCCCUCUAAUUUAGGACUAUGUCCUCUUGUUGUAGUAGUUUUUUCUUCUUUUAAAUAUGGUCUCCUCCUUUUUUAUUAUUAUUUUAUUAUUUAUAUAGCACCAUCAUAUUCCGUUGCGCUGUACAUUGGGUGGACUAAUAGACAUGUAAUUUUAACUCUGCUCAAUGAGCUUACAUUCUUUAAUGUGUUGAUUCCCUUUAUGUAUUUAAAUGUUUCUAUCAUAUCCCCCCCCGUCUCGUCUUUCCUCCAAGCUAUACAUGUUAAGAUCCUUUAACCUUUCCUGGUAAGUUUUUAUCCUGCAAUCCAUGAACCAGUUUAGUAGUCCUUAUCUGAACUCUCUCUAAAGUAUCAAUAUCCUUCUGAAGAUACGGUCUCCAGUACUGCGUACAAUACUCCAAGUGAGGUCUCACCAGUGUUCUGUACAAUGGCAUGAGCACUUCCCUCUUUCUACUGCUAAUACUUCUCCCUAUUCAGCCAAGCAUUCUGCUAGCAUUUCCUGCAGCUCUAUUACAUUGUCUGCCUACCUUUAGGUCAUCAGAAAUAAUCACCCCUAAAUCCCUUUCCUCAGAUGUUGAGGUUCGGAAUCUAUCCUAUGCACGGCCUGAUCUCUCUUGAAUUUUAAAUACAUUGACUCACAGACCCCGGGUAAAUUGUCAAGCUAUUCACAAAGCUUGACUACUUACCCUGCAAGGCCACCGAGGCACUCCUUGCACCAUAUCCACUACAGCAGUGGUUAUGGUACAUGGAGUGCUCUUGUGAAGGCACACAAUAGUCACCUAUAUCACUUCAUCUCAGUGCAGUGGUCCUGUCAUUUUUUUCCCUGCAAUGUAGAAAUAGCAUUAUUAACAUGGAAGGGUUAAUACACUGCUUGUCUGUCUGACAGCCACUAGAAGUUCUUCUCCCUCUAUAGCCGGCUAAUGAAUCAGAUUGGUCUCAUAGUGACCAUUUGAUUGGUUUAAUUGGAUGGUUUGCCGAGAUAAUCUUUCUGCAUUCAGCCAAGGAGGCGGAGUAGCAUUGUGGAGAUUGGCAUGGCAAGGUACGUAAAACUCUCCUUUUAAACGCUCAAAGGCGGGGGGGGAGGGGGAGGAGCAUUGGAAGUACAUGUAUUUCUAAUGCUCAAAUGUUCCUUUAAGAGCAUUUGUUCUGAUGCCCAGGUUCUUCAAAAGUGACUUGAAACAAAUUGGGUUUUCUUUUUAAACACGUAUGCUUUACUAUAUUUUCAAUGUACUUCCCAUGAGCUGUUUAUUCUCUACACAUCUUGAGUUACAAUACAAAAGCGGCUUUUAAAGGACCACUAUAGUGCCAGGAAAACACUCUUUUUCCUGGCACUAUAGUGCCCUGAAGGUGCCCCCACCCUCAGGGUCCCCCUCCCGCCGGGCUCUGGGGGGAGGAAAGGGUUAAACUUAUCUCUUUCUCCAGCGCCAGGCGGGGAGCUCUCCGCCUCUUCGGCUGAAUGCGCAGCAAGAGCUGCGCGCGCAUUCAGCCAGUCCAUAGGAAAGCAUUCUCAAUGCUUUCCUAUGGACGCAAGCAUCUUCUCACUGUGAAAAUCACAGUGAGAAGCGCCGAAGCCCUCUAGCGGCUGUCAAUGAGACAGCCACUAGAGGCUGGAUUAACCUAUAGGUAAACAUAGUUUCUCUGAAACUGCUAUGUUUACAGAAAAAAGGGUUAACCCUAGAUGAACCUGGCACCCAGACCACUUCAUUAAGCUGAAGUGGUCUGGGUGCCUAUAGUGGUCCUUUAAAGAAACACCCAGUUAGCGGUUUACAUGCUAUGUAUUACACAUAGCAUAUGUUGGUGCCUAGAGUGUAGAUCAACAGUUUGCAUUAGUGUUUUUGAUUUUGUUUUUGAGACAGCAGCAAGCAGUGAAUCCUCUCCCAAUCUCUUCCUACAUUUAGGUGGCCAUCAGUUCCAUGUCACGAGAAGAUCUUCAAAAGUUUAUAGAGAUACUGGUACAAGUAACAACUGGUGGGUCCAGCAAAGCCUAAUGUUCAAUAGUCCUUAAGUUGUAAUAGUUUAUUUAAAAAAUUAUAUAGAAUUGUUACUUUUCUAAUUUUAAUAUAUACAGAUAACACACAAUUUAAAGGCAAAAUAACCAUUGUUGAUUUUCUGUUAAAAAAAUAAAUAAAAUAAUAUACAGAAUAAUUACUUUACAGAGAAGAUUGUAUUUUAAAUAGUUUCUGAAUUUUAAACCUGCAAGCUUUACCAAUCUUAUACAAAUACUUGUACAUGUAAUUCUAUUGUUUUAUUUCUUUGAUAGUGAAGGAGUUAAAUAUAUUGUCAGUGAGAAAUCCAGAAAAUCUGUCACAAUUUUAAACAGAGUAUAAAAGAUGAAAUGUGAAUAUUUGUGCAGGACUGAACACUCCAUUACCAGACAAGAAACUUCGGCACUGGGCAUUACAAGAAGCCUUAAAUGAUCCUGUGAAUGGAGAGUCUGCUGCAAAGCACUUAAAGCAACAGGUUAGAGGAAACUGGGUUAUUCUGACACAGAUACAGCUUUAUUUUUAAUGUUUCCCACAGCACAUACAGUGGACGUUAAGUCUUAAGUUCAGUGGACCAUAUAAUCCUUAAAGGGACAGUAUAGUCACUAUAACAACUACAGCUGAUUGUAUUUGUGCUAAUGAGUAGAAUCAUUCCCUUCAGGCCUUUUGCAGUAAACAGUCUUUUCAAUAACUCCACUGGCCACUCCUCAGAUGGCUGGUAGAGGUGCUUCCUGGGGUACUGCUGCACACUGUGCAGUACUGCCAUUCACUGUCUCCACCCUCUGCAUGCAAACACUGAACUUGAUUCAAUGCAUCUCGAUAAGGAGGGUGUGUUUGACUUGUGCUUUGCCCCUGAUCUCCUUCCUUGACAGUCUCAGCCAAUCAUAUGGGAAAGCAUUGUGAUUGGCUCACAGAAUCAUUUCUGAUGAUGUCAGCCAGCUGUAAGAUCAGGGACAGAGGCAGUGCUGCAGACUUGAAUAGAAGUACGAUUUUACUAUACUGUACUUAGCGAGGCUAGGGUACAAGAUGCAUAUAUUGGAAGAAUUAUGUGAUGGAUUUCAGCUCAACAUGUAGUGACCUGUCUCCUUCCUGUCCACAGGCUUCUAUUUUGGGUCACUUGGACAGUUUGGGUUUGCUAGGAGGCUCUAGAUGCUUUGUAGAAUUUGGUGCAGGACGUGGCAAGCUGUCCCACUGGGUGGACAUUGCUUUACAAGAUGCUGAAAAUGUUCAUUUUAUUUUGGUGGAGAGAGCUACUACAAGAUUUAAGGUAUGAGUCUGCAAACCAACUCCUCCCACCCCCUUAACACACACACAUCCUCACACCACAAAAAAAUCUGACAAAUUAACAGCAUGGAUAAUGUCUACGAGAGUCUUGAAGCAGUUCAUAACCAGGAACAUAAAAGGAAAAAAGCCACACCAAGUAAUUUAACAGGAAUCUAUGCAGAUAAGAGGAGGUUCUUACCUUACUAGUAGAUUUCUAUCCAACAAUCCACAUACAUUUGGCAACAUUUUCUACUCAUUGUAAUAACUAUGGUACUAGCAAACAACUGGUACCAUGCUCACAACCGUUCUAUUAUUAUUUUAUUGUUUAAACAGUGGCAGCAAAUUCCAUAGCGCUGUACAAUGGGUGGACUAACAGACACGUAAUUGUAACCAGAAAAGUUGGAUGCACAGGAACAGAGGGGUUUAGUUCCCUGCUCAAUGAGCUUACAUGCUAGAGGGAGUGGGGUAUAGUGACACAAAGGGUAAAAGUAGGGAUAACUAAGUGCAAGAUGUAUCAAUGGUGCUUGGACUGCCCCUUUAAAUCAAUACAACCGGAUCAUUGCUUCUUACAUUUUAAUGAUCAAUAAAAUUACUUACCAUCAUCACAGUCAAGUCUGUAAAUAUCUCAUGCUUGCAUGGCAGGUCCUAUUUAUUUGGAAUGCUAAGCUUUACAGAACCCUAUCCUGACAUUCCAUUUUUUAAUAGGAUCCUUAAAGGGACACUUCACUGCCCAAAGAAAAAAUCAUUGUUUAGUAGAUCUAUCCACAAUCAAAAUAUGAACACAUUUAAUUAUGCAUUUUAUUUCAGUGAGGGUAUAACUAAAAAUAUAUUGUAAAAGCUGCAUAUCUGAAGCCUGUCCAGACUUUCUGUGGCCUGUCCAGACUUUCUGUGGCUCUUCCGUUACAGCCUUCCAAAUGCAGCUCACUGAGAAGUCUUUGCAAGGCAGAUGCUCUAAACAAUCUCCUGCCUCUUACAUUUAGCUCAAUUAAGCUAAGCCAAGAAAUAAGAGGACCGGUUGUCAGAUAGCCAGAGCGGUGCAACAAUGAAAUUUUUAAAAGUGCCAAUGUCUAUUAAAAUCUGCACUUUUUGUAAAAUGUAAAAAAGGAGACACGUUCUUCACACAGGGGUAAGGUGUUCCUUUAAAUAUUAGUUUGUAAUGAUGACAUGGAAUAUUAUUAGUCUUAAGGUAUUAAACCUCAUGUGAUGUCACCCUUUAGGUAGUUGUACGUUUCCUAGUCCAAAUAUUUGUUUUCAAAUAUUUAAUGGUUAGGCUACAGCUCCUUUAUUUUUAUAGGAGUAUUGUAACUGAUUCUGUUCUUUACUACAGGUAGAUGGGAAGCAGAGAAAAUCUACUUUUGAGAGGCUUCAUAUUGACAUUCAGCAUUUGUGCUUAGGUUGGUGUGAUCACAGAUACAAGGGUGGUUAAAGAAAUGUUAUAAUACAACAGUGUAAAACUAAUUUGUUUUUCUCAGAUAGGGUGCCCAGCCUUGUUCAGAAGCAACUUCCAGUCAUUGGAAUUGGAAAGCACCUGUGUGGAGCUGGGACAGGUAGGAGCAGUGUCUUGGGGAAGCUUACAUUCUAUAGGAGGUGGGGUGUAAAACACAUUAGGACAGGAAUUUGCAGUCAAAUGAGGUGGGCUGCCCUUUAGGAGAGAGCAAGAGACAGGUAUGUGAGGUAGAGGUUACUCUGGGAGGCCAUAAGCUUUCCUAAAGAGAUGGGUUUUAAGGCACUUCUUAAAAGAUGCAAGACUAAAGGAGAGUCUGAUGGCGGUAGGUAGGCUAUUCCAUCGGAAGGGAGCCGCCCGCAAGAAGUCCUGCAAGCCUGAGUUGGCCGUACGGGUGUGGACAAUGGACAGGAGGUGGUCACGGGCAGAGCGGAGAGACCAAGAAUACAGGAAGCCAAUGUAAGGACUGGCAGAGGGGUGAGGUGUGAGAGAAACGACUAGAGAGAAAAAUCAGUCUGGAAGCAGCGUUCAUUAUGGACUGUAGCGGUGCAGUACGGCUUUUGGGAAGACCAAUCAGGAGAGGGUUACAAUAAUCCACGCGGGAAAUUACUAGAGCAUGGACAAGCUUGUGUAAGAAAGGGGUGGAUGCGGGCUAUGUUUUUAAGAUGGAAUCUACAGGAUUUGGCAACAUGCUGGAUGUGAGGCUCAAAGGUGAGGUCAGAAUCAAGUAUGACGCCAAGACAGUGCGCUUGCAAGGAUGGACUGAUGUUGAUACCACUAACUUGAAGGGAGAGCGAAAGAGCUGGAUCAGUAUUAGGAGGAAGAAAGACAAGGAGCUCAGUUUUAGAGAGAUUGAGUUUCAGAAAGCGGGAGGACAUCCAGUCAGAGAUGGAAGAAAGGCAAGCAGUGACACGUUCCAGGACGGCAGGGGAGAGGUCCGGGGAGGAGAGAUAUAACUGGGUGUCAUCAGCAUACAGGUGGUAGUGGAAUCCAGUUGAAUAAGUUUGCCAAGAGAGGCAGUAUAAAGAGAAAAUAAUAGGGGACCAAGGACAGAGGCAUGGGGAACUCCAACCGAGACAGGACGAGGGGAGGAGGUAUCAUUAAAAAAGGAGACCCUGAAUGAGCGUUGGGAGAGAUAAGAGGAAAACCACGAGAGGACAAAGUCACAGAGACCGAGUGAUUGAAGAGUUUGAAGGAAAGCAUGAUCAACGGUGUCAAAGGCCGCAGAGAGGUCAAGAAGAAUUAGUAUGGAGUAGUGGCCUUGGGAUUUAGCUGCGAUUAGGUCGUUAGUAACUUUGAUAAGCACAGUCUCAGUAGAGUGGAGGGGGUGGAAGCCAGAUUGAAGAGGGUCAAGGAGAGAGUUGGAAUUGAGGAAAUGAGACACACGGGUAAAGACAAGUCUUUCCAGAAGCUUUGAGUAGUAAUUAAUUAUGUGAUUAUCUGAUAUCCAUUGAUUAUCAGAAUUAUAUCAUUGUUUUAGUAUACAUAAAAUAUAUUUGAAGGCUGACUCCUUAAUAUACCAAGUGAUGUUGAAAAAUAAAAUCACUAUGCAUAAAUUGUAGCAUAUGUUUAAAAUCUAGGCACUUAGAGAUUUGGACACUAAACCUUCUGCCGACCAAUGUGCAUAUGUUGGCCAAUUUAGUGUGGGUAGAGUUUGGCUUUUUUCAUUUUGCUACUCUGGCCUAAAUGUUACAAGUUGGUUGUUAAAGUGCUAUUACUCACUGCUUAGAAAUUAAACCCCUUAGAAAUUUGUUAUUAUAUAAUUCUUCUUAACAUGAGACUUUUGUUCUAUAUAUGUUAUAAAUUGACCAUUAUAUUUGUAUUAUUGCAGAUCUGGCAUUGCGUUGUCUUGCACAGACUUACUUUUCUCCAUUGGGAGAUCCUCCGUGCAAGCGUCCAAGACUAAAUCCCACUGGGGACAAUUCAGAUGAAAAAGGGAGCAGUAACUCUCCACUAAAUCAAUACAGCCCUGUUGCAGGAAUCGUUCUUGCUUUAUGUUGUCACCAUCGAUGUGACUGGCAAUUCUAUGUAGGGAGAGACUUUUUCAAAAAUCUAGGCCUUGGGCAGAGAGAAUUUAACAUUUUUCAGCGCAUGUCCAGCUGGGCAACGUGUGGGUUCCACAAACUAGCAACUGAUGUGUCUCAUGCCGGUAAGAAGAAUGACCCAGAGGAUGAGGAAGACAAUAAAGAUGAGCAGAAGAAUUUAGACUGUAAUUCAGAGACCAUCCAACGGUGAGACAGAACUUCACAGUUUUAUAUAAAUGUUCAACUACAGUCUUAAAAUUAUAUUUUAAAGUCCUGUCUGUGUUUUUAAGGUUUCUGACUGUGGAUGAACGUGAGCAUUUGGGACGUCUCUGUAAGCUCCUGAUCGACCAAGGACGUCUACAUUACUUGAAAAGCAUUGGAUAUAGACCAACACUACAUUAUUACACAGACCCUGAGGUUUCCUUAGAGAAUGUUCUGCUUACAGCCUUACCCCAACAGCAUAAUUGAGGGCUGCAAGCUAGUUGCUUGAUUUAUAGUUGACAUACAGUGCAGAAAUGAGUCUACAGAGAGGAGUAUGGAUUACGAGUAUUUUAAACCCAUCCAGAUCAACAUGUCCGAGACACAGAAUUGAGAGAUUUGCCCCAACCUAGCUCUGAAGGGGAAAAUCAGGACAUAAAGCUGUUUUUUGUGACACAUAUGAUAAACUCUGAUAAUAGCUUGCAAAGGAGAUUUAGUACUCCACCAGUACAGACUGUAAAUAAACCUGAGUCAUUUGCUCUUCAUGCAGUUUUCCAUACAUAAUCAGAGAUCCUGCUACUCAGAUUUCUGAAAAUCAGAUAUUUUUUGAUUAACAGCAUUUUGUCGCUGGAUACAUUUGAACACUGCAGGACCUCUCCCAGACCAUUUUGACCACAGAUUCAGAGUUUAUCUGGUUAACUUCUCAUUAAGUGUCAUCUUCGUGUAAAUUACUUAGACCUUGAAUUCAAACUUUUAAUGGAACACUUGCUCCGUUUUGCCUGUUCCUUAUUUACCAUCUUUUAAUUUCACAUUUUCAGUUCCAUCUUAUUGGAUACAGUCUGUGUUUUCUGAAAGAGAAUACAGCUGUUAGUUUGAUUCCACUGAAAAUCAGUAUUAAUUUAUGUUUCUAUUACUGCUAAACAGAUGUUAUGGCUUAUGAGUUACUUUUAUACCUGUAAAUUUUAAAGGAGCACAGAAUUAUUAAAAUAGAUGAUUUACUUCCCUUUUUCCAGCGCCGUCGGUCUUGCUUACCUCUCUGCCUUCUGUAGCAUGAUUGCAUAUGAUGGCCAGGAGAGGUGAUUUAAAAUUUCAGUUUUUAAAAAAAAAAUGUGCAAUGUUUUACAUUGCAGGCUUAAAGCUAAAGGACCACUGCAUCGAGACCACCUCAUUGUGAUAAAGUAGCCUGGGUGACUAGUGAUAUGAGUUUUCUUUUACAUUUGGAUUUACAAAACGUUGGUUUUAUUUUAUUUGAAAUAAAUUAAGCCUUAUAAGUUUCUUCAUUUGUUGUUCUUUUCCCCCUAUACAAAUAGAUCUGGUACAUCAAAUCUAGACGUAAAAUGUCUGUCACAACAAACUUGCCUUUC